AUGAGCAUCCCCCGCGCUGCUGGCCGGCGUCUCGCGCGCUCGUGGAACCAGAGCCAUAGCCAUAGCCAUGGCUAUCGCCCUUACUCGGCCGCCGCAUCUCCAGCAGCUCGUUUGAACCUGCCUGUCGACUACAAGACAACCCCUCUUCUACACCAUGCGCCGUCGUCGCUUGCUAGCUCCCAGGAGCUCCCUCAGUCUGCCACCACCAAGCGCAUAAACUUAUACCAAGCAAUCAACUCGGCUCUCAGAACGGCCAUGUCCGCCUCGGACAAGGUCAUUCUGUUCGGCGAAGACGUGGCUUUCGGAGGUGUAUUUCGCUGUUCUAUGGAUCUCCAGAUGGAGUUUGGAUCACACAGGGUCUUCAACACUCCACUGACAGAACAAGGAAUUGCCGGGUUUGCAAUCGGUGCUGCCGCUCAAGGCUUGAAGCCCGUCGCGGAAAUCCAAUUCGCCGAUUAUGUUUUUCCUGCCUUUGAUCAAAUUGUCAAUGAAGCGGCCAAGUUUAGAUACCGUGAGGGAACCACGGGGGCUAGUGCUGGAGGCCUGGUCUUUAGGAUGCCGUGUGGAGCUGUAGGACAUGGUGCUCUUUAUCACACUCAAUCUCCCGAAUCCUUAUUUGCCCAUAUUCCCGGUGUUCGCGUGGUGAUUCCACGAUCUCCAUCACAGGCAAAGGGACUGCUAUUGUCGUCGAUUCUAGAGUGCAAUGAUCCAGUGAUCUUUAUGGAGCCUAAGAUCUUAUAUCGGGCAGCUGUUGAACAUGUCCCCACAGAGUCAUACACCAUUCCUCUUAGCAAAGCGGAAAUUAUUAAGCCAGGCUCGGAUCUGACAAUCAUAUCUUAUGGGCAACCACUGUAUCUAUGCUCGCAAGCAAUAUCCGCCGUUGAGAAAGCAAGGAAGGGUGUGAACAUAGAACUUAUCGACUUGCGGACAAUAUAUCCUUGGGAUCGACAGACGGUUCUUGACAGCGUUCGCCGAACGGGCAGGGCUAUCGUAGUCCACGAAAGCAUGGUUAAUUAUGGAGUUGGCGCAGAGGUCGCCGCUACGAUCCAAGAAGGCGCCUUUUUACGGCUAGAAGCACCAGUCAAGCGUGUGGCUGGAUUAACCACGCAUAGUGGCCUGGCAUUUGAGAGUUUCAUCAUGCCAGAUGUUGCAAAAAUACACGAUGCAAUUACCCAGACACUGGAUUACUGA
Molecule: messenger RNA, 1191 nt
Organism: Talaromyces atroroseus
Lineage: Eukaryota; Fungi; Ascomycota; Eurotiomycetes; Eurotiales; Trichocomaceae
Product: 2-oxoisovalerate dehydrogenase subunit beta 2, mitochondrial
Exons: 3
Coding region: 1-1191 (396 amino acids)
Biological process (GO): response to nutrient; branched-chain amino acid catabolic process
Molecular function (GO): catalytic activity
Source: RefSeq, a predicted model, not a curated record